ACAGCAUAUUUGCUUUUUCUAAGGAUCCGUCUCCGUUUUGGCAUUUCCUUUUCCGUUUUUUUCCAUCUUAAAGUUAUCUUGUGAUUUGGGAAAAGAGAUGUCAAAACAAGGGGCUUUUGAUCUGGCAUUUGGGGUUGGAGGAAGAAUUGGCAAGGAUGAAGUUCUCUCUGCUGUUGACAAAUAUGAGAAGUACCAUGGUUAUUAUGGAGGUGAAGAAGACGAGAGAAAGAAUAACUACACUGACAUGGUAAACAAAUACUAUGAUCUUUGCACCAGCUUCUAUGAAUACGGAUGGGGAGAGUCCUUCCAUUUUGCGCCCAGAUGGAAAGAAGAAUCACUCCAGGAAAGCAUUAAGAGGCAUGAGCACUUCCUUGCCUUGCAACUGGGAUUGAAACCAGGACAAAAGGUCUUGGAUGUAGGAUGUGGAAUUGGAGGGCCGUUAAGAGAAAUUGCUCGAUUCAGCUCUACAUCAGUUACAGGCCUCAACAACAAUGAAUAUCAGAUAUCUCGAGGACAGGUGUUGAACCGCAAAGUGGGAUUGGAUCAAACUUGCAACUUUGUAAAGGGUGAUUUCAUGAAAAUGCCAUUCCCUGACAAUAGCUUUGAUGCAGUAUAUGCAAUAGAAGCUACCUGCCAUGCACCAGAUCCGGUUGGAUGCUAUAGAGAGAUCUAUAGGGUGCUGAAGCCUGGUCAGUGCUUUGCUGUGUAUGAGUGGUGCAUGACUGAUGCAUACAAUCCAAAUAAUGAAGAGCAGAAAAGAAUCAAGGAAGAAAUUGAGCUCGGAAAUGGUCUCCCGGAGAUUAGAUCAACACAACAGUGCCUAGAAGCAGCGAGAAAAGCUGGUUUUGAAGUUGUGUGGGAUAAGGAUCUCGCUGAAGACUCACCAGUUUCAUGGUACAUGCCUUUAGAUACAAGUCACUUCUCACUCAGUAGCUUCCGCCUAACAGCAGUUGGCAGACUUUUCACCAGAAAUCUGGUUUCGGCACUUGAAUAUGUGGGUGUAGCUCCUAAAGGUAGUCAAAGGGUUCAAGCUUUCUUAGAAAAAGCCGCAGAAGGUCUUGUUGGUGGUGCCAAGAAAGGGAUCUUCACACCGAUGUAUUUCUUCUUGGUUCGCAAGCCAAUUUCAGACUCACAGUAAUAUUUGACUUAGCUCUUCAUUGCUUUAGUUAGCAAAUCUUUGAGAUUCUUGGCCUUGAACUUAUAUGGCCAGGCUAAUCAAAGGUUAUUUCGAUUUUCGUUUAGGGAUUGGGGGCUAUUUGUUUUUCUUGCAUUGCUUGUUUGUCACCAUUUUUGCCAUUUAUUGUUCUUCUCAACUCCUAAUUGUUUGCUAUUUUGCCAUUGAAUUGAUUGUUGUCCUGGAAAAUAUGUUGUUGAUAAAGGUCAGCAUUUUGCUAAAUAUAUGACUAAUGACAUUAUGGUGAUACAUCUUCUUCUU
Molecule: messenger RNA, 1435 nt
Organism: Solanum lycopersicum (tomato)
Lineage: Eukaryota; Viridiplantae; Streptophyta; Magnoliopsida; Solanales; Solanaceae
Product: cycloartenol-C-24-methyltransferase 1
Biological process (GO): sterol biosynthetic process
Cellular component (GO): endoplasmic reticulum
Molecular function (GO): sterol 24-C-methyltransferase activity
Source: RefSeq, a predicted model, not a curated record